Cooperia oncophora is the source of this 534-nucleotide messenger RNA. NCBI's taxonomy places the organism in Eukaryota, Metazoa, Nematoda, Chromadorea, Rhabditida, Trichostrongylidae. The record is from the annotation of a GenBank genome assembly.
AUGUUACUGCCAACAUUAUUGAUACUAUCAAUUAUCUCUUCACUGACAAUCGCAGAAAAGAAUCUCGUCUAUGCCUGUGAAUCUCUUAUAUGUGAUCCGCCAAAAAUGUGCAUUUUGCAGGAUCAGGUAGCACAGUGCUUGCUCGUUCUCGCACCGACACCAAGGGCUCGUAGUGACGCUGGUACGGAAAACUCUACACCCUUCAUAACAUCACCACCACUGACACAGCCAUCGACUGCACCUGUAUUUGGGGGAUUUCCUCCGGCGCUUCCUUCCGGCACUACUGUUCCACAGCCUUCUGCGACUACAACUCCGCCAUCACCUUUGGCUCCGUUGCUAAGCCUCCUGAGCGGAGGCGCACCAUCGCCUUUCACUCUACCCACGCCUCCUCCGCCACCGACUACUACAACCGUACCACCUAUAGAUAUUUGCAGUUUGCCUCCAUUGACGGGCACCUGCCGUCAUGCUAGGAUAAUGUGGUACUAUGACAACGAAACAGGAAUGUGUGAGCGAUUCAGGUUUUUCUUUUCUUGA